Messenger RNA from Drosophila navojoa, 1610 nucleotides. RefSeq lists its product as uncharacterized. NCBI's taxonomy places the organism in Eukaryota, Metazoa, Arthropoda, Insecta, Diptera, Drosophilidae. The record is from RefSeq and is a predicted model, not a curated record.
UGAAAACAUCUUUCGACUGGCAAUAACCUCAAAUUACAGUUUUUAUUUUAUUUUUAUUUUCCAUCUUUUUGUUUAUCCUUGGGGGAAAAUGUCGGGCAUGCAGUCUAUGGCGAGAAGCGUUGGUGCCAUAGUCCAAGUAGGUCGGCGUUUCUCCACCACUUCUAGAUUCUCGCUGCUGGGAUCAGUGGGUGACAGCUACCACGGAUUGUUACUGAAGCAAAAGAAUGCAGUGAAAAACGUUCAAAACGUAAACCAUAUCAGCCGGCCACUGGAGGAGAAAACAACGCUUCGUCUAGUCCUGCAAAAGCUCGACGACAGAAGACACAAGACGAGCUCAACAGACAACGAUGGGAAUAGUUUCGGUCGAAAGCAAUCGGAUGACAAGCCCAGCGCUCUGAGUCCAUACAUACCAUCAAAAAAUAAAGAAAAGCUCAUCUUCAUAAGCGGAGAAAUAUUUCUCCCAGUCCGGCAGCCUGAGUUUGUUAGUCCAUGCGCGGAGGUCAUCUCCAUAGAAGAGGAGGGAGCCCCUGUCGAUGAAGUGCCUGAGCCUAUUAGCGAAUAUCAAAAGGAGGAGGCCAUCGAACAAAGAAAAGAAAAGCCUAUAGUCAUGAUUGAACAUGUUUUCUACAAAAAACAAAAGGAGGAAAGUCAAAUCAGUGAGGCUGAAGCGAUCUGCGAAUAUCAAAAAGACGAAAACCCAAUCGAAGUAAGUGGAGAAAUCGUAUGGGGACAACAAAACGAAGAAAGUAUUGUGGGUUUGAGUGAUGAUCAGAUCUACGGAAAACAGAACAAAGAAGAUUACGAGAUCCUGAGUACAGAAGAAAUGGAACAGCAAGCCUCCGAUGUGGCUGAAGAGAUCACCAGUAGAAAACAGAGAGAAGAAAAGCCUAUUCAAGAUGAGAUCACCAGCAUGAAAGAGACCGAAGACGAUGAGAUCUUGAGUACAGAAGAAAUGGAGCAGCAGCCCUUCGAUAUGGCCGAAGAGAUCACCAGUAGGAAACAGAGGGAAGAAAAACCUUUCCAGGAAGACGAGAUCAUCAGCAGGAAACAGAGAGAAGAAAAGUCGUUUAUUCAAGAUGAUAUCUUGAGUACAGAAGAUAUGGAAGAGCAGCCCUUCGAUGUGGCCGAAGAGAUCACCAGCAGAAAACAGAAAGAAGAAAAACCUUUCCAGCAUGACGAGAUCAUCAGCAGGAAGCAGAAGGAAGAAGAAUCCUUUCUCCAGGAUGACGAGAUCUUGAGUACGGAGCAAACGCAACAGGAACCCUUCAAUAUAGCUGAAGAGAUCACCAGCAGAAAACAGAGGGAAGAAAAGCCUGUGGGCAGAAUCGAACACGCCUUUUUAAAAGAAACACCCGAGGUCGCUGAGCUUUUAAAGCCUGAGGAAAUUUUCAGUAGUAGUGCUCAACGAAAAGAGAAUCAACAAUAACCUGCAAAAAGUGGAUAUUUAAUCAAAACAGGACCAGUGACCGUUUUACAGCACCAUAAGGAUAUUUGGAUAAGAUGAGUGUAACGAAGAAGAAUUGGUAGUGCUAAACGAUGAAUAAUAAGAAAAAGAAGCCAUUGCUAACUUUUCUGUGUUUACAAUAUACAAAAUAAAAAUAAAUAACAAA